Messenger RNA from Striga asiatica, 504 nucleotides. The record is from the annotation of a GenBank genome assembly. NCBI's taxonomy places the organism in Eukaryota, Viridiplantae, Streptophyta, Magnoliopsida, Lamiales, Orobanchaceae.
AUGAAACUGCCGAAAUGUAAGACAAUUAUUGGACCGAGGUCAAAAUCUUUCUCGCAUGCCGAUGCAUGUAAACAAGUUGAGCAGCCAAAACUUCUUAGGCUUUAUCCCUUUCUUGGGAACUUGAUUUUAUACAACACGGCUUGUGAAGGAGGAGAAAGACUCAUUUUGUCAGAGAAAACGAGUACUGUACUGAGAUCCAAAAGCUGGCAACACCAUCCCGAAAAUCUGACACACUUCAUGAAAUAUGCUAAAUCAUUUCAAGUCACCUAUUGGAUACAAAAUGCACCUUACCGAUCAAAGUACAUCCAUAGAGUCCACAAAUCACCAUUUGGAUUUCAGAGGUCACUUGCAAAGAAGCCAAAAGCUAAUUUUGAAGCUAGACAUAGUCACAUACCUUCUUUCCACACCCUCCCAAACAGCAUCACCACCUUGGACAACGGAGUCAAGAACGGAGACCUGAAAAUGUUGCACGGGCAUCAUAAACCUUCUCACGGGAAAGAGUAA